Molecule: messenger RNA, 2093 nt
Organism: Myotis myotis
Lineage: Eukaryota; Metazoa; Chordata; Mammalia; Chiroptera; Vespertilionidae
Gene: ADA
Product: adenosine deaminase
Exons: 11
Coding region: 132-1259 (375 amino acids)
Biological process (GO): adenosine catabolic process; hypoxanthine salvage; inosine biosynthetic process
Cellular component (GO): cytosol; external side of plasma membrane
Molecular function (GO): adenosine deaminase activity
Source: RefSeq, a predicted model, not a curated record
UCCGUUAAGAAGGGCGAGGCGGGCCGCGCUUGCUGCGGGGGCCCCGGGGGACACGAACCGGCCUCCUAUUCAGCCCUCGACCGCGGGGAUCCAGCGGAGGAAGGAGCAGCGCGGGGCGCACGCUUGGCACCAUGACCCAGACACCCGCCUUCGACAAGCCCAAAGUAGAAUUGCACGUCCACCUGGAUGGCUCCAUUAAGCCCGAAACGAUCUUAUACUACGGCAGGAAGAGGGGGGUUGCUCUCCCUGCUGACACAGUUGAGGAGCUGAAGAACAUCAUUGGCAUGGACAAGCCACUCACCCUCCCGGGCUUCCUGGCCAAGUUCGACUACUACAUGCCUGCCAUCGCGGGUUGCCGGGAGGCCAUCAAAAGGAUCGCCUAUGAGUUCGUUGAGAUGAAGGCCAAGGAGGGCGUGGUGUACGUGGAGGUGCGUUACAGCCCACACCUGCUGGCCAACUACAAGGUGGAGCCGAUGCCCUGGAACCAGCCCAAAGGGGACAUCACCCCAGAUGAGGUGGUGUCCCUAGUGAACCAGGGCCUGCAGGAGGGAGAGCGAGACUUCGGGGUGAAGGUGCGGUCCAUCCUCUGCUGCAUGCGCCAUGAGCCUAGCUGGUCCGCCGAGGUGGUGGCGCUGUGUAAGAAGUACCAGCAUCAGACCGUGGUGGGCAUCGAUCUGGCUGGGGAUGAGACCAUCGCAGACAGCAGCCUCUUCCCUGGACAUGUGCAGGCCUACGAGGAGGCUGUGAGGAACGGCAUCCACCGCACCGUCCACGCCGGGGAGGCUGGCACUGCAGAGAGGGUGAAAGAGGCUGUGGACAAUCUCAAGACAGAGAGGGUUGGCCAUGGCUACCACACCGUGGACGAUGAGGCCCUUUACAAAAGGCUGCUAGAGAACAACAUGCACUUUGAGGUCUGCCCCUGGUCCAACUACCUCACGGGCUCCUGGAACCCGGACACGGAGCAUCCAGUCGUUCGAUUCAAAAGGGACCAGGCUAACUACUCGCUAAACACGGAUGACCCGCUCAUCUUCAAGUCUACCCUGGACACCGAUUACCAGCUGACCAAACAGAAGAUGGGCUUUACCGAAGAGGAGUUUAAGAGACUGAAUAUCAAUGCGGCAAAGUCCAGUUUCCUCCCAGAAGAUGAAAAGAGGGAGCUACUGGACCUGCUCUAUAAAGCCUACGGGAUGCCACCUGCGGCCCCUGCAGGUAUGCUCCUGUCUGCGCUUCUGGGCCACGGACCUGCCUGGCUCGUUUAGCUUUCUGUGGGGCCCCGGCGAGACAUCCUCUCUUGGGUAGCACCAAGGACUUGUAAUGGCGCCUGGGCACAGGUCCUGGCUGGGGCAGCCUUUCACCACCCGGCCUACGUUCUGUGUAAUGCUGUCCUGAGGCUGGCCGGAGGGGGAGACUUUCUGAAGGUCUUAGCUCUGUUCUGCUCCUUCCUGUGUGGCCUUGGCAAGGCGUUUUCUGGCUCUAAUGCUCUGUGAUUCUUUAUGCCCUGGGUACUGGGAUUUGCCUAAUCUUUCUGCUUCUCUGACCCGGCCAGCAGGGCAGCAACCAUGAAGGCAUCACUGCCACUGCUCCGAGCCGCACCCUGUGGAUGGAGAUUUCAUAGCUCUGGGGGGUCGAGCAACACCCACCUUUACUUCCCUGGGAAGACCAUGAUUUCCAUAGUCAGCUACUGAUGCUACCGGAAGCCUGUGUGCCCCUGCUGUACCCACACACAGCGUGGCAUGGUCAACUCCCUCCUCUGGUGAUUUAUGCUGAAAAGCUGGUGCUCAAUAAAAGAAGCCAACGGCUGGAGUUGUGCAGCACGUGAUGCAUGGUCUUGGGCAGGACGACUGGGUGGGGUGAGAGAGAAAGGAGCGUCUAGGGCAGCCUGCCCAGUGGCAGGGCCCAAGAGCCCAGCGGGGACUGUGACUGGGAAGCCAGAGCUCCCAUGCUGGGGGGAGGGGCCCACACCUGCCCUCCCGAAGCAGCCAGGCUUCUCUCGAGGAGUUGUCUGCUUACAGGCUCCCUGAACUCUCAGUCCCUCCUGUUCUAGGUUUUAAGGGAAAACCUUCCCUUUGAGCUCCUGAAGCUGGACGGGUGAG